ACGUGUGUGUCUAAACCAUUUUCAGCUGUAGUUGUAAUCAAGAAUUGUUGCUCAAGUGUUCUAGAUCUUAUUAACAUAAGACUUUCUCUUAACCCAGCAACACAUACAAUAGGGAGCGAGUAUUAUCUUGUUCUUCCACCCCAAUUACCAAAGCACUCAUCCAUCAUUUUUUGAAUACUAAUACUAUUUUCACACAUACACACGAUCAUAUUAAAUCAAUGGAAGUAGAAAUUAUAUUCCAUUCAAUCUCCAACAUCCAACAAUUAAUUAAGAGCUCCCAAGAACCCCUAGUAAAUCGGUUAUCAGGAGUUGACAUCGACCAACUUAGGAACAACCUUAACGAGAUCGAUGAAACAGUAAAAAAAGCACAAAAAAGUCACUUCCGUAGCUCUGAAAAGAUUCUUCCUUGGUUGAAAAAUGUUAAAGUAGCGAUAGUCGAGUUUAACGAUUUGAUAGAAGAUAUCAAUCUCAAGGAGAGUAUUGCUGGCAAUAUUUCGAUUUUCAGAUGGGUGUUAAGCUUAAAGAGUCGUUAUAGUGUUACGCGUCAAGUCACAAAAGAGCAAGGGAAACUCAAAAGCUUAAGUGAGGAUGGAAAGAGUUUAAUCUCUGUAGAAUUAGAACAAGCAGCAGCAGGUAGCAGAAGGUUUUCAAACGAAGUGUUUGAGAAAGUUACUGUGGUUGGAAGAGAAUAUGAGAAGAAAGAGAUUAUAGAUCGACUACUUAAGUGGAUCAAAUCUACUGAUGCUUUUCAUGUUGGUGUUUUUGUCAUUGUUGGUGUUUCAGGAAUAGGAAAGACAAAACUUGCACGUCUUGUUUGCAAGGAUGAGCAAGUCAAAGCAAAUUUUGGGCCACAGCCAAUUUGGAUCGAUCUUCUCUACGAGACCUUUGAUGUUGAAUCAAUAGUUAAGUCAGCUACCACCACUGUUAAUGAUGGUAAACACCCUCUAAUUGUGCUUGAUGGUUUGCAAAAUGAGAUGAAGAAGGAUCUUGAGAAUUUGCAGCAACGAUUAAAGGAGUCUUGUGGUACCGGUUGUGCAAUACUCAUCACUACACGUGGCAGCCAUGUUGCUAACAUGGUUGCUAACAACAUUUCUGGAUUUGCUGCUAGAUUUGAUUUGGGAGGGUUUCAUGAAAAAGAGAAGAAAGAGCUUGUAGAUCAACUACUUAACUUGAACAAUUCUACUGAUGAUUUUCAUGUUGGUGUUUUUGUCAUUGUUGGUGUUCCGGGAAUAGGGAAGACAAAACUUGCACGGCUUGUUUGCGAGGAUGAGCAAGUCAAAGCAAAUUUUGGGCUACAACCAAUUUGGAUCGAUCUUCUACACGAGACCUUUGAUGUGGAAUCCAUAGUUAAGUCAGCUACCACCACUGUUGAUGAUGGUAAACACUGCCUAAUCGUGCUUGAUGAUUUGAGAAAUGAGAUUAAGAAUGAUCUCGAGAAGUUGCAGCAACGAUUAAAGGAGUCUUGUGGUACCGGUUGUGCAAUACUCAUCACUACACGUAGCAACCAAGUUGCUAACAACAUUUCUGGAUUUGCUGCUAGAUUUGAUUUGAAAGGGUUUGAUGAAAAAGAUUCUCAAUCGUUGUUUCAACAAAUUCAUAGAUCAGCUUCAGCUUCAACUUCAACCAACAACAAACAAGACAACGGAUUGGAGAUUGUGAAGGAUUGUGGGGGAGUGCCUCUUGCGAUAAAGAUCAAAGCGGCGUUGAUGAACAAGAUUCUUGAUGAAGGAGGACAAAUAGAAGACGUGGAGAGGGAGUUUCUAAACGAGCUCAAGUUUAGAUAUUACGAGGAUCUUCCCACAUGUUAUAAAUUGUGCUUUGCAUUUUGUUCAUUGUUUCCAGAACAUCAUUUGAUUGAUGCCGAGAGAUUAAUUCAACUUUGGUUUGCUGAAGGAUUUAUCACGUUUUCCUCCAUUAGUCAACAAGAAAAUGGUUUCAACGAAUUUGUUGCCUCGGUUUUCCAACAAGUGGAGAAAGAAAACAGCGAAGACCAACACGGUGUUGUGAGGGAGUGCUAUAGAAUGAACAGGUUCAUGCAUAAACUCACAAGGUUAGUGGCUAGUGGCGAAAACAUCACUGUAGAUUCAAAGGGAGAAAAAGUUGAAGAAGGAAUGCUGCGAGCUUCGUUUGAUUUUGGUUUGGAUCUUUCGUGUGGGAUUCCAGAUUCGAUGUUUAUAGCAAAGAAACUGAGGACCAUUUUAUUGCCAUACAAAAACAUUAACAACCCUCGGCUUCCACACGAGGUGAAGAUGACGACGCCAACCUGUGAUAAGAUCUUCAACACCUUCAAGUCCAUGCACGUGUUGGAUCUACAUGACUUGGGGAUCAAGAUUGUACCAACCUCUAUUGAGGAGAUGAAAUACUUGAGGUUUCUAGAUCUAUCCCACAACAACAUAGAGAAGCUUCCUAGUUGCAUCACAAAGCUUAUCCAUUUGCAAACCUUGAAACUCUCCUACUGUCAUGUCCUCAAGGAAUUGCCAAAAGACUUGAAGGAUCUGACUCGCCUCAGCCAUCUUAACAUUGAGGGUUGCUUGGAUCUAACUCACAUGCCAACCGGGAUAGAUAAACUCACUUCCUUACAAACAUUGUCACUUUUCGUGGCCAGCAAGAAACAUGCUGACACCGGAGGACUAAGGGAACUCACAAAUCUCAACAACCUCAAGGACAAACUGGAAAUUUUGCAUCUGGAGCAAGUCAAGUUCUCUCCAUCCAACGAAGCGGCUAAAGAUGAAUUUGUGAAAAAUAAACAACACAUUCAGCAUUUGACUCUAAGAUGGGACCGCGAUGAUGAUGAAGAGGGAAGCAGUGGCAGCGGUGGCGCUGAUGUAGACAACAACGACGAGAAGUUACUUGAAUGUCUCCAACCACCUCCCAAUUUGAAAGUUCUAUUCAUUGUAGGGUACAAUGGCCGCACCUUAUCUAAAUGGCUCGAUUCGCUUCAAUGCCUUGUUAAGUUUACCUUGAGUGACUGUCCUAAAUGCAAAUUUCUACCGCCAAUCGAUCACCUUCCAAAUCUCAAGGCUCUCCAUCUUCGGAGGUUGGAAUCUCUUGAAUUCAUUGCAGAAAAGAGCAGUGAACCUAAAGUAGAUUCCUCUUCCUCUAAACAAGAAUUCUUUCCAGCCUUGAAGGAGCUUACAAUUUCGGAUUGUCCUAAACUCGAAAGUUGGUGGGAAAAUGAUAAGACAUUGAAAAAAAACAGACCAUCUUUCCCUUGCAUUUCAAAACUAAAUAUCCGAUGUUGUCCUAAAUUAGCAUGCGUGCCACUGUGUACUAAUCUCGAUGAAGAGUUGGUUCUGGUAGAUUCCAAUGUAAGAUCAAUGAGGGAAACCAAAACUGAAACCGAAACUACCGUAGAAGCUUCACUAAGUCCUCUCUUGAAUUUGAAGUUCAUGGUAAUCGAGCGUAUUGAAGAAUCUCCACCACAGAAUUGGCUUGAAGGCUUCACUUCCCUUAAAGAACUUCACAUUCGAGAUUGUCCUAACUUAAAGUCAUUACCACAAGGUUUCAAGACUCUCUGUUCACUACAGUCUCUCUGUAUUGAGAGAUGUCAGGAGUUCCACCUCGAAAAACCUGAAGUCGAUUAUUGGGAGGGUCUUGUAAAGCUUGAGUCUCUUACUUUAAGGAGUAUUCCAAAACUAGUGACCCUUACACGCGGAUUUGGAAACUUGAAAUCAUUGAAAGAUUUAAGGAUUUAUGAUUGCCCUAGUUUAACUCAUUUACCAGAAACCAUAGACAAUCUCACUUCACUUCGUGAACUGGUUCUUUCUGAAUGCAGAAGUAUGGAUUCUCUGCCCAAAGGAAUGAUAAAGCUCACGUCACUAUUUACCUUGAUCAUUAUGGACUGCCCCUUGUUAUUGCCAAGGUGUCAACCUGAAACGGGUGAUGAUUGGCCACAAAUUGCUCAAAUCAAACAUAAGUCAGUGAAGGAGACUCCUCAAGACUUAGGGGACCUGUGAAAUCUAGCAAAAAAUGAAUUUACAGGUUUAUCAGGUUAUAAAAAAUGAGCUUGAAGGAGCAUAGAUGAAGAUGUUGGUGAAGAUCCAAUCCAAUAUUCGCUUACAGGAUAUAGACAUUUGUCACUUGGAUUUGAGUUGUGUGCGGUCACAAUUGCAUGCAAUCAAGAUAUCUCGAUAGUCCGAUUAAGAUAAGAUAAUCUAGAUUUUAAACUUGAUUUUUUAAAUUUAAAGAAAAUCAAAAUUUAUUUUAAAAAUUUAGACCGUCGGAUUUUGAUAUGACGACCGAGAUCCGCUUGAUUGCUACUCCGCCCUAAUCCAAAUCCCUCACACUGGCUAUUUUAGUUUAAACAGUAUGGAUUCCCAAUGUUUUUUUUUUGGAUCUCUUGCAUGAUGUGUUCCUUUUUUAAUCUAAAUUUUUUAUUUUAUAAAAGUAACAGUGGAUUUUCUGUAA
This is a messenger RNA of Medicago truncatula (barrel medic), 4407 nucleotides long. Its product is annotated as putative disease resistance protein RGA3. The record is from RefSeq and is a predicted model, not a curated record. NCBI's taxonomy places the organism in Eukaryota, Viridiplantae, Streptophyta, Magnoliopsida, Fabales, Fabaceae. Gene Ontology annotation, molecular function: ADP binding; protein binding. The transcript has 2 exons. Bases 219 to 3956 code for a protein of 1245 amino acids.